Loxodonta africana (African savanna elephant) is the source of this 1042-nucleotide messenger RNA. RefSeq names its product growth arrest specific 2 (gene GAS2). Gene Ontology annotation, cellular component: actin filament. Lineage: Eukaryota; Metazoa; Chordata; Mammalia; Proboscidea; Elephantidae. The transcript is spliced from 8 exons. Gene Ontology annotation, molecular function: cytoskeletal adaptor activity; actin filament binding; microtubule binding. Gene Ontology annotation, biological process: actin crosslink formation. The record is from RefSeq and is a predicted model, not a curated record. Bases 1 to 996 code for a protein of 331 amino acids.
AUGUGCACUGCUCUGAGCCCAAAGGUACGCAGUGGACCUGGCCUCUCUGAUAUGCAUCAGUAUAGCCAAUGGCUGGCCAGCAGGCAUGAAGCUAAUUUGCUGCCGAUGAAAGAAGAUCUGGCCUUGUGGUUAACCAAUCUAUUAGGGAAAGAGAUUACGGCAGAAACUUUUAUGGACAAGUUGGAUAAUGGUGCCUUGCUCUGUCAACUUGCAGAAACUGUGCAGGAGAAAUUCAAAGAAAGCAUGGAAGCUAACAAGCCCACAAAGAGUCUGCUCUUGAAAAAGAUUCCAUGCAAAGCCAGCGCACCCUCGGGCUCUUUUUUUGCCCGAGACAAUACAGCAAAUUUCUUAUCCUGGUGCCGAGAUUUAGGUGUGGAUGAAACAUGUCUAUUUGAAUCGGAAGGUUUGGUCCUUCACAAGCAACCCAGAGAAGUGUGUCUCUGUUUGCUAGAGCUUGGCCGGAUUGCAGCCAGGUAUGGCGUGGAGCCUCCUGGUUUGAUAAAAUUGGAAAAAGAGAUUGAACAAGAAGAAACACUUUCUGCCCCUUCUCCUUUGCCUUCUCCUUCAUCAAAAUCUUCUGGAAAAAAGAGUACGGGGAACUUACUGGAUGAUGCAGUGAAACAAAUUUCUGAAGAUCCUCCUUGCAAAUGUCCAACCAAGUUCUGCGUUGAACGGCUCUCUCAAGGGAGAUACAGAGUGGGAGAAAAGAUUCUCUUCAUUAGGGGUCUUCAUGGUUGUGACUAUGUCUCCACAGCCAAAGCAAAGCAGACGUUUAAGAUGCUGCACAACAAACAUGUCAUGGUCCGUGUCGGAGGAGGAUGGGAAACUUUUGCAGGGUAUUUGUUGAAACAUGACCCCUGCCGAAUGCUGCAGAUAUCGCGUGUGGAUGGCAAAACAUCCCCCAUCCAAAGCAAAUCUCCAACCCUUAAGGACAUGAAUCCAGAUAAUUACCUGGUGGUCUCUGCCAACUGUAAGGCUAAGAAAGAGAUUAAAUGAAACUAGGUGGUCACUACAAGGGACUCUCAUAAUGGCCUGUAUCCAC